Molecule: messenger RNA, 459 nt
Organism: Eruca vesicaria subsp. sativa (arugula)
Lineage: Eukaryota; Viridiplantae; Streptophyta; Magnoliopsida; Brassicales; Brassicaceae
Source: the annotation of a GenBank genome assembly
GACAGAUGUUAAUAUACCUUACAAUAAAGAAGAUUUAUAAACCAUUCAAACUGCAGAUUUCAACUGCUUUCUCAGAGUAUGGGAGUCUAAUCCAUUACCUAUGAGAGCUACUUACCAGUGCUUUGAUAUCACAUCUGGUGCCGGUGAUGUGUUUCCAGAAGUAGGUUUGAGCUUUGCCGGUGGUGCAUCAACGGUCUUAACUCCCCCUCUGGGCAUCUUCAGAUGUUUUCUAGUGUUCUCUGGAGGUGGAGAAAACAGUUGAGAGUUUUUAUACAAGUGAUUAUUAACUUUUCUUGUUUACAAGUUGUAGAGAAAAUUGUAUAUGUUCACGUGAAAUCUCUGAUUGUUUACUAGUUUCUUUAACUUUAGUUUAUGCGGUCGUUUUACUAUACACAAUUGCUUACUUGUGGUUACUACGAGGAGGCCAUAAUGUAGAAAACUAAAACAAUAUAGCCAGCC